UGUUAAUGACGAUUGUACAUUUUCGUUUUAUUUUGCAAUUAACAGAUUUUAAAUCUGGAAUUCUUUGAAUUGAACUAACAAAGGAAAAUUUUUCGUAGCAUAUCUGCAACUUUCAAUAUAAUGUGAAAGACUGCUUGAGGUGAGAACUCAGAGAAGUAAUAAAAAAACAUCAAAGACCACAAAACAAAUGACAUUGAGUUAAUCUGAAUGUACAUUUUCUGAUAAAAAUGGGGCUGGAUCAUUUGGAGACCUGCAAGCUGAGACUGCAGCAGCAGGAAGAUGUGGAAGCUUACAAACUGCCCAUCAAAUCUUUUGAGGAUGAAGAAAAUGAUGGUGCUUGUAACAACUUUGACCAGGAUUAUCUCAUUGCUCAGGCUGAGGUACUGUUUAAAAAGGGAGCCAUAUAUCAAAAGAUUGAGUCUGUCAUGCAGAUUAUUCCACAGAAUUUAUCACCACCAUCAUCACCAGUUGCAGCAGCUGUUAGCAAUGAAGACUUCAGUACUCUUUCUACUGCUGCCACCACUGCUACUACAACAAAUAUACCUACCACCUUCAACAAUUAUUUCACUGCCAGCAACAACAAUAUUACUACUAAUAAUAAUGUUAAUUAUGAUGCUUCUAACUCCAGCAUUAAUGGUGAUAAUGCCCCAGAUGUCUUCUUGGAGAGGAGUCUGGCUAUCAGCUCAUUGAGAUUUCUUAAUAUUUUUUAUAGUUUGCCAUCAGAAGUAUUCUUUUUGUCACAGAGUUUAUUUGAUAGUCUUAUAAGCAAGCUUCAAGUGAAAUAUUAUCCAAUUGUUCAUGUGUCUUGUUUCUUCAUUGCCGUUUCGACGUGUGGCUACCUCGGAAGGUCGAUCAGACUGGACGAGGUUCUCAAGUUCACCCAGUGCGAUGCCGCAGUCGACCAACUCUAUUCAACCACAGGCCUUAUCGUUGCCAAUCUGCAGUGCAAUAAUGUUGCUUCAUACCCAUCUUCACUCUCCAUUUUGAGACUGUUCCUCGAGAUUAUUCUCCUCGACGUCAGGGAGGACAUCUGCAGUGAGGUACUCGCCGACAUCGUCAGCAAGCUGGAAGUCAUUGCAUGUCAUCAUUUGUUCCUGAAAUAUCGUGUUCGUUUUUAG
Helobdella robusta is the source of this 1118-nucleotide messenger RNA. RefSeq lists its product as hypothetical. The transcript is spliced from 5 exons. NCBI's taxonomy places the organism in Eukaryota, Metazoa, Annelida, Clitellata, Rhynchobdellida, Glossiphoniidae. The coding region runs from base 228 to 1118 and encodes 296 amino acids. The record is from RefSeq and is a predicted model, not a curated record.